Branchiostoma floridae (Florida lancelet) is the source of this 1549-nucleotide messenger RNA. RefSeq names its product XK-related protein 9-like. Gene Ontology annotation, biological process: phosphatidylserine exposure on apoptotic cell surface; engulfment of apoptotic cell; apoptotic process involved in development. The record is from RefSeq and is a predicted model, not a curated record. Gene Ontology annotation, cellular component: plasma membrane. The transcript has a single exon. Lineage: Eukaryota; Metazoa; Chordata; Leptocardii; Amphioxiformes; Branchiostomatidae. The coding region runs from base 999 to 1523 and encodes 174 amino acids.
UAUCUGUAAAUGAUCAUAUCUCUUGUUUUUCUUAUCAAAUGCAUAGUGCUGUAAAUGUAUUAAAUCUCACUAUCGUGGUUUUAUUUGCCAUUGUGUGCGUGGGGAAAAGGAGUUUUGGGUAUGUUUUAAGGUUGGUGUUGAAGCAAUUCUGUUUAUAUCAAUGAAAUACAACAUUUCAUACAUUGCACAGUUAGUGUGUAGAAUAUACAAUUAUACCUGAUGAUGAUUUUGGUAGCAUUUACUAUUUGUGUUCUAAAAAUAACCAUUUUCUAAAAACAUUUCUAUUGGAUAUAACUCACAAUCACACAAGUUCAAAGGUCAUAGACUCAACCAACAGGUCAUGCAACAUUCCAACUUCAAUGUUCAAAGGUCAUACACACCCAGCAAGCUUCCUUCUAACCCACGUGCACAGGAAGCCAAAGAAUGAGAACAGUUUGAAAACUCCACUUCUUAGAGCUAGAGGACAAUUCUGUCUGUCACUCUGAACACUGAAUAUAACCCGGCAAGAAGGUUUAACUCUAACAAAGCUCUAUCUAAAAAUGCAUGGGUGGAAAUAUCCAAUGCCACCAUUUAAUGACCAAGAACAAACAAAUUUGUAACCCAAUAUGCAUACCGGAACACGAUACCCCCUUGAGGCUAAAAGCAAACAAAAGCCUUAGUGUCUACAAGAGAUUAUGUCCCCCAGGAACUUUCUUAUGUAAGUGUUAGUGUGUGUGAAACCUACACCUUUGGGUGGAUUUCAGUCACAUGACCUGGUAGGAAAUUGACCCUAUCCUGAUAAAAGCUCCUUGAUUGGGAGGACAAACAUACCUUUGCUCUCUUAACGUCAACUUGACAACCUAUUGGCAGCUAUUAACUUUCAUUUUCCCUGUGAUAUACACAAUGAUCCCUUAUAAAAGACUAGGGGUGGCAAAUUCUUGAACAUUUUGAAAGGCGCUGACUGAAGGGUGGAUACAGAAUUUCUGAGUACAAAGCUGUUAGACACGGGAGUUAAUACAAUGGCAGACAACAGGAAGGGAACAAAAACAGCAGGGCUGAUCUUCGCUCUGGUACUGGUCCCACUGUCACUCUAUGUGGCCAACAUUGCAACAGACUUGGUGUUGGCUGUGCGAUACCUCAGGAACAAGGACUUCACCUGGUUUGGGCUGACUUUGGGGUUCGUACUGGUUCCAUCACUGAUCAUCCAACUUGUUUCUCUGUUCUACGAGAGGAAGACCAUGCAGCAAUAUCGACCUCUGUUGUACAUCCUUCACGUGCUUCAGCUUGGGGUGUUUAUCCAGUAUGGUGCCUUAUUCCUGCACCUGUGGAUGGGACUGGGCGGAGGGGAAAGCGGUCGCGUCAGCCCUGGUUUACCCAUCAUCCAUUUGACGGAGGCGGUGCUCCAGUCCAUGCCUCAGUUCAGUCUGCAGCUCUACAUCACUGUUGUGUCUCAUUUGAACACCACUAAAUUUAUGCCUGAUGACAACUCAACAGUGGCUUUCAAUACCACAGAACUGCUAACCACACAACUGCCAACCCACUAAAUGUAUGACGAAGAGGGCAGUGAAUC